Messenger RNA from Dipodomys spectabilis (banner-tailed kangaroo rat), 1578 nucleotides. It is a transcript of the gene Pax7, whose product is annotated as paired box 7. Lineage: Eukaryota; Metazoa; Chordata; Mammalia; Rodentia; Heteromyidae. Gene Ontology annotation, biological process: regulation of transcription by RNA polymerase II; anatomical structure development. The transcript has 12 exons. Gene Ontology annotation, molecular function: RNA polymerase II cis-regulatory region sequence-specific DNA binding; DNA-binding transcription factor activity, RNA polymerase II-specific. The record is from RefSeq and is a predicted model, not a curated record. Bases 1 to 1578 code for a protein of 525 amino acids.
AUGGCGGCCCUUCCCGGCGCGGUUCCCAGGAUGAUCCGGCCGGCCCCGGGACAGAACUAUCCCCGCACAGGGUUCCCGCUGGAAGUGUCCACCCCACUCGGCCAAGGCCGGGUCAAUCAGCUUGGCGGAGUCUUCAUCAACGGGCGACCCCUGCCCAAUCACAUCCGUCACAAGAUAGUGGAGAUGGCCCAUCAUGGCAUCCGGCCCUGCGUCAUCUCUCGCCAGCUUCGGGUCUCCCACGGCUGCGUCUCUAAGAUUCUCUGCCGUUACCAGGAGACCGGGUCCAUCCGGCCUGGGGCCAUCGGCGGUAGCAAGCCCAGACAGGUGGCGACCCCGGACGUGGAAAAGAAGAUCGAGGAGUACAAGAGGGAGAAUCCGGGUAUGUUCAGCUGGGAGAUUCGGGACCGGCUGCUGAAGGAUGGCCACUGCGACCGCAGCACGGUGCCCUCAGUGAGUUCGAUUAGCCGCGUGCUGAGAAUCAAGUUCGGGAAGAAAGAGGAGGACGACGACGCUGACAAGAAGGAAGACGACGGGGAGAAAAAAGCCAAGCACAGCAUCGACGGCAUCCUGGGCGACAAAGGGAACCGCCUGGAUGAGGGCUCAGACGUGGAGUCGGAGCCGGACCUCCCGCUGAAGCGCAAGCAGCGCCGCAGCCGCACCACCUUCACGGCCGAGCAGCUGGAGGAGCUGGAGAAGGCCUUCGAGCGGACCCACUACCCUGACAUCUACACGCGCGAGGAGCUGGCGCAGCGGACCAAGCUCACCGAGGCCCGCGUCCAGGUCUGGUUCAGCAACCGCCGUGCCCGCUGGCGUAAGCAGGCAGGAGCCAACCAGCUGGCCGCGUUCAACCAUCUUCUGCCAGGAGGCUUCCCGCCCACCGGCAUGCCCACGCUGCCCCCCUACCAGCUGCCGGACUCUACCUACCCUACCACUACCAUCUCCCAAGAUGGAGGCAGCACCGUGCACCGUCCCCAGCCCCUCCCACCGUCCACCAUGCACCAGGGUGGGCUGGCGGCGGCUGCAGCCGCUGCCGACACCAGCUCUGCCUAUGGGGCUCGCCACAGCUUCUCCAGCUACUCUGACAGCUUCAUGAACCCCGGGGCUCCUUCCAACCACAUGAACCCCGUCAGCAACGGCCUGUCUCCUCAGGAAAGAGGAUGCCAAGAGGAAAUGCAGUGCACGAGGUGGGACUUACUGACCCCAUCUCUCCCACAGGUGAUGAGCAUCCUGAGCAACCCCAGUGCAGUGCCACCGCAGCCGCAGGCCGACUUCUCCAUCUCCCCUCUGCACGGGGGACUGGACUCGGCCUCUUCCAUCUCCGCCAGCUGCAGCCAGCGGGCUGACUCCAUCAAGCCGGGCGACAGCCUGCCCACCUCCCAGUCCUACUGCCCACCCACCUACAGCACCACGGGCUACAGCGUGGACCCCGUGGCUGGCUACCAGUACGGCCAGUACGGACAGACUGCUGUUGAUUACUUGGCCAAAAACGUGAGCCUGUCCACACAGCGUCGCAUGAAGCUCGGGGAGCACUCUGCUGUGCUGGGACUGCUGCCUGUAGAAACUGGCCAAGCCUAUUAA